Styela clava is the source of this 1119-nucleotide messenger RNA. RefSeq names its product growth hormone secretagogue receptor type 1-like. Gene Ontology annotation, cellular component: plasma membrane. Gene Ontology annotation, molecular function: G protein-coupled receptor activity. The record is from RefSeq and is a predicted model, not a curated record. Lineage: Eukaryota; Metazoa; Chordata; Ascidiacea; Stolidobranchia; Styelidae. Gene Ontology annotation, biological process: G protein-coupled receptor signaling pathway.
AUGGGUGAAACAACGGUAUCGGGUUUUGAGGUAUCAAGCACAGUUAGAUACGAAUCCUCAACCUUCAACGAUACGGAUGAUAAAGUUGUGACCUUUCUUCCUUUUAAUGACGUCAUCGUGGCCGUCGUUGCCACAUUUUUAAUCCUUUUCCUAAUUCUUGGAUUCUUUGGAAAUCUUCUGACAAUUAUGGUCAUCGUUAAGUCAACGAAACUCAGAAAUAUCUUCAAUCAAUUCAUUUUGAGUCUCUGCUUCUCCGAUCUCUUCUCGGCUUUUGUCAGUUGGGUAAAUUUAUACAGAAGAACAUGGGGGUUCAAUGUAUUUGUUCCGCCAAACUUUUUCUGUUGGUUUUAUUGGGGAGUGGAAAUGUGGACAUCUUGCGUUACAUCUCAGCAUAUCCUAGGAUUCGCGAUUUUGCGUCUCAUCUCUGUGUGGAAACCUGUAAGAUUCAGCAAAAUUAAACCACUACAUGGAAGAAUAUGGAUUGUAUUAAUCUGGGUUGUCGGAUUCCUUUGUGGCUUCAUACCUUUUGCUUUCUUCAGCGGUGCGAAGAUUAGAGACAGAAGCGAUAGAACAUCACCAACCGCUAGAUGGCCAUCUUGCACCCAGAACCAAGAAACACUUGAAAUCUACUCUCGCUACAUUGAAUACGCUUAUCCAAUCUUUUUCUACUUUCCGUUGGUUGCGAUUGCAUUGGUCUCUAUAUGCAUCGGGAUCGUCAUUGUACGAAAACGGGGUCAGAUGAGUAAAGCAAGAUCGAGCAGCGACUCUUCCAAAGCUGUGAAGGAGAGACAGAAAGAAAAACAGGCGAUUCUACAAUUAGGACUGAUUGUCGGAUCUUUUAUGCUUGGAUAUAUACCGUUCACAGUAUUCGAAUUCUGGACUCUUCAUAAUAAGGACACGUCACUAGAAGGAUGGGAGAGGGAGUGGAUGUUCGGUACAGCUCAAUACAUCUGUCUGAGAUUCUCAGAGUGUUUAAAUCCCGUCUUCUACAACCUUGCUUCUUCGAAGAUGAGAAAAGAGACAAACAAAUUCCUAAAAGGACUUGAUUGUAGAAAUGCUGAAUCUAUAGGACGAGCAGUUUCUUCGGCUUCUUCUGGCGAGACUGGACUUGAAUUGUAG